UACGGUGGAGCGCGCAGACAAUAGAGCAACACACGGGACUCGAGCUGUCACCGGCACCGCGCUCCGGUUCUCUCUCCACGGUCGUAAUUUGGCCCACGGUUACAGUCAGCCAGUCAGUCAGUCAGUCAGUAAGACAGCCAGUCAGUCAGGGCUCCCUCGUGUCCAAUCUGCACGGCGCUUUUUUUUUAAGGAGAAAACAGAAACAAGCCGUUUAAUUUUCGCCUCCGACUGCUCCUCUCCAUCCCCUGCAGCAUCCGUCACGGAGGUCCCGCAAGGUGACAGCUGCUCUGCUCCUCUACCUGCACACGGAGAGGAAGAAGAGUCUGUCCUCCCCCCGACCUGACAGACUCCUGACCACGCCCCCUGGUGCUAUAGCCCCGCCCCUCUGGAAGGAUGAGUUCCGCCCCCCACUGCCCCCACCCGUACCCCAACCCGCAGCCCCCUGGGGGGGGGGACCUGCUGGAGGAGCUGCAUCUCAUCGCCGCCCACAACCUGGAGACCCUGGAGGUGGGGCGCUUCUACGAGGUCCUGAGGCAGCUGGGGAAGGGGACCUACGGCAAGGUGGACCUGGUGGUGCACCGAGUCCGAGGCACCAAGAUGGCACUGAAGCUGCUCCGUAAGAAGACGACCAAGCUGAAGUCCUUCCUGCGGGAGUACAGUGCCUCGCUCUUCCUCUCGCCCUGCCCCUUCAUCAUCAGUACGCUGGGCGUCGCCUUCCAGACCGACGACCACUACGUCUUCGCCCAGGAGUUCGCUCCAGCCGGGGACCUCUUCGACAUCAUCCCCCCGCAGGUGGGGCUACCGGAGGGCGUGGCCAAGCGCUGUGUGCACCAGGUGGCGAUGGCGCUGGACUACCUCCACGGCCGCCGGCUGGUGCACCGCGACAUCAAGCCCGAAAACGUGCUCAUCUUUGACCGCGAGUGCCGCAAGGUCAAGCUGUCGGAUUUCGGCAUGACGCGGCGCGCUGGCUCCCCGGUGAAGCGCGUGACGGGCACUAUCCCGUACACGGCGCCCGAGCUGUGCGGCGACGCGGCCGCCCCGCCCGACGCGGCGCUCGGCGUGGAGUACAGCACCGACGUGUGGGCCUUCGGCGUGCUGCUCUUCUGCAUGCUCACCGGGAACUUCCCCUGGGAGAAGGCGCUGCCCGCUGACGUCUUCUACGACGAGUUCUCCCGCUGGCAGCGGCGGCGGGGCGGGGCUGGCGGCGUGCCGUCCCAGUGGCGCCGCUUCUCCGACCCCGCCCUGCGCAUGUUCCGCCGACUGCUGGCCGCCGAGCGAGACCGCCGCUGCUCUGUCAAGGAGGUGUUCAGCCACUUCAACCACGCCUGGAUGCUGGAAGCCAGCCCCGCCCCCAUAGGGGGCGGCCCCGGGAAUGUCACCGGGAAUGUCAAUGGAAACGGCACCAGGAACAGCACCGGGAGCGUCAUCGGGAGCAGCCCCGGGCCUGUCGGCCCCCCCGGUAGCGGGGGUGUCGUGGCGGGCGUGGGGUUCCCCGUGGAGUUCAGCUCCUCCUCGUCGGAGGAGGAGGUGCUGGUGAGCAGGCUGAAGCACCAGAGUCUGACUCCUAUGGCCGUGGUGAAGGGAGGCGUGCUGGUGGACAAGCGCUACUCCUCCUCCUCCUCCUCCCUGUCCGUGGGUGGCUCCGCCUCCUCCGCCAGCAGCUAUGAGCGCACCGGUCGCGACGCCAGCGGCCGCAUUCUACUGGCCACCCCCAUCGAGAUCUGCGUUUAACGAUGGGGUUGUUUGGUUUAGUGUGUGGUGUUUAGGGCGAUGUCACGUGCACUCACACAUGCACGCACGCGGAGGCAUGCACGCCGCCCAGCGCUGGAGUCUGACGAAGAGGAGGAGGAUGAUGAUGUUUUGCCAUUUAGGAAGAGAGGACACCAGUGCAGGCAUUCCGGUUGCCAGGGUUACGGAGCUUCGGAGCAGCUACGGCCACGCCCUUCUUCAUAUUGACAAAGUUUGUCGUUCAUCGAUCGUUUCCGAUAUCGAUCGAGAGAACGAGUCUUUGCGGUGCUGUACAGAGAAGAACGAAGAGACAAUCCACCGAGAGAUGUGAAUAAACACUUUACUGACAGCGAACUUACAGCCAAUCACUGAGACUGAGAGAGAACGAGACCAGCCUGGGUUCAACAGAACCUCAGCAGCGAUGCAGCAACAUUCUGUGACGACAUCAACAUGUAGACCUGUCUGUAUGCAUCAGGCCUCCAGUUUUGUACAACUCAUGUAGGCCGACACAGAGGUACAUUCUGGUUACCAGUAGUGACAGAAGAGACUAUGGGUUGUACAAAUUAGAACAUACACAUUUUUGUUAAUUUUUUUUAAUUGCUUAUGAUUUUUCUUUUUUACGUAAAUGGUGUUUUGUUAUCGUUGUCAUUAUCAUUCGUGUUUGGAUGGAAUUGUUCAUUUGAGUAAAAGUCAAAUAUAAUUAAAUGGGUUUUAUUGAG
This is a messenger RNA of Gadus morhua (Atlantic cod), 2447 nucleotides long. RefSeq names its product serine/threonine-protein kinase SBK1. Bases 394 to 1731 code for a protein of 445 amino acids. Gene Ontology annotation, molecular function: protein serine/threonine kinase activity; ATP binding. The record is from RefSeq and is a predicted model, not a curated record. The transcript is spliced from 4 exons. Lineage: Eukaryota; Metazoa; Chordata; Actinopteri; Gadiformes; Gadidae. Gene Ontology annotation, biological process: protein phosphorylation.